Messenger RNA from Ectocarpus sp. CCAP 1310/34, 1963 nucleotides. The record is from the annotation of a GenBank genome assembly. Lineage: Eukaryota; Phaeophyceae; Ectocarpales; Ectocarpaceae.
AUCAGAUCAUAACGCGCAACAGGGUUCGGCUUGCCAAAGACGCCGAGUGUUUUUUCAAGCUCUGAAGCAACACCGCCAUUGAGCAGGAGGAGAAGGAGGCAAAGAACGGAACCUGGACCUGAUACUCUUGGUACAGCAACAUGCCGCGUUGAGAACAAGGCGGCAGAGGCGGAAGGGGUAUCUGGUCGGCAAGGCGUGUGUGAUGAGCGGGCGCCGGGGGGAAGCGGAUAGGGGAGGAAAGCUGAGGUGGAAAGUGGAUUUCGAGAAGAAUGUCGUCGUGUCCAACUUCGAGCGUCGAGGCUGGACGAAGACCGACGGGGAUGACUGGAACGUGUACUGGGCUAACGUGUACAGCGUCAAGCAGCUCUUCAACCCGGAGACUGGCUUUCGAUUAGGCGACGACCAGUUGGUGAACCAUUUUCCGAAUCAUUACGAGCUGACCCGAAAAGAUUUAAUGGUGAAGAACGUGAAGAGGUACUUGAAGGAGCAGGCCAAGGACGACAGGAACCCGCCAAUAAGAGAUUUCGUCCCCGUGUCGUACAUGCUUCCGGCGGACUACUCGCUCUUCGUCGAGGAGUUUCGGCGGUGCCCGAACGCCAAGUGGAUCAUGAAGCCCACGAACCGUGCGCAGGGCAAGGGGAUCUUCAUCAUCAACCGCCUGGCGCAGAUCAAGAAGUGGUCUUCGAACCCGAGAUGGGCCAGCAUCCCGUUGAAGGAGGCGUACCUCAUCAGUCGUUACAUUGAAAACCCACUCCUGGUGGGAGGGAGGAAGUUCGACCUUCGUAUCUACGUCCUCGUGACAUGCUACAGGCACCGGUGGCCUCUUCGGGUGUACCUCUUCGUGCACGGGUUUGCCCGUUUCUGCACCCCCAAGUACACGAGCGACGUGCAGGAGCUGGACAACCCCUUCAUCCACCUCACCAACGUGGCCGUUCAAAAGCACGGCGAGGACUACAACUCCAUGCACGGCGGUAAAUGGCACAUCAGAAAUCUCCGUCUGUUUCUAGAGGCCACCCGAGGCAGGGAAGCUGUCUCCAUCUUGUUCGGACAGAUCGACAGCAUCAUCAUCCACUCCCUGAAGGCAGUGCAACCCGUCAUGGUGAGCGACAAGCACUGCUUUGAGUGCUACGGCUAUGACAUUAUCGUGGACGACCAACUGAAGCCGUGGCUCGUGGAGGUGAACGCGUCUCCCAGCCUUUCCGCGACCACUGAAUCGGACCGCGUCAUGAAGACAACCCUCCUUCGCGACAUUUUUGCCGUCGUCGUUCCUCCUGACUUCUCCGACCCGAGCUACAAGGGUCCGGUGUCUAUGGGCCCUUGCAAAGACAUGGGCGCCUUUUACGUUCUCUACGACGAGGAGGCUCUCAACCAAGCGGAGCGGGAGAAGGGCAGCAGCAACAACAGCAGCGGCGGUGGCGGCAGGACCGAUUCUCACGGCAACGGCACCGGUGGCGCUUCUUUUUCUUCCACUUCUGCGGCGGCGGCAGCAGCCGGCGGCGGGGGUAUGCUAGGUGGCUCGGGUGUGUUGGGUGGCGGAGGAGGAAGUGGGACCGGACGGGGGCUAGGGGAACCCAGCGGCGGGGUCAGACGAGCAUCUGCUGCCGCGGCCGCCACGGCAGGGCGCCCGGGAAGAGGAACAGCGACAGGGCGUUCUUGGCGAUGACCAACAGGAAUACUGCUGCUGACCCAUGGCUUUCUUGGUGGAAAACAACCGACAAAACCUAGACUUGCUCGGGUUUGUACCCAGAGAAUUUACGUGUAUUAAUGGGGCAUAUCCUGGGACGCUAAAUCCCCUUGGACAACGCUAACGCAGAUAUUGUAAUUUGGAAACUGCAAUGAAAUCACGGUUCCACGCGGAGUUCGAGAGGCAUGUUACUGUCGUUGGUAGCAUAGGACCUCUGAGUGAACGAUUUGCGUAGCACGCAUAUGGCCGUUGUGCAUUCUGCUUGUGGUUGAUGUCUGC